GUACUUUGUCACAAAAUCCAACUGAGGUUCGAAGCGGAUGUAUAAAUACUAGUAUAUAGAGAGGGAGAGGGAGAGAGACAUUCCGUAUAUAACCGGGAUUGCAACUUGUUAAACCCCUACAGAUUCGACCAAAUACCCCAAACUCUCUCCCUCAUCAAAGAAUGGCGACAACAGAACCAGCGGAGUCGAUGAAACCCUACAAGCUCAAACAAACCCUAACCGGCCACAAACGCGCAAUCUCAAGUGUCAAAUUCUCCGAAGACGGCAAACUUCUCGCAAGCUCCUCCGCCGACAAGACCGCCCGCAUUUGGGCCGCCCGCGAUGGACUACCACUCCAAGAACUCCAAGGCCACGACCAGGGGAUCUCCGAUAUCGCAUUCUCCUCCGACACUCGCUACCUCGCCACCGCUUCCGACGACAAGACCGUCCGCCUCUGGGACGUCGCCACCGGUUCUCUCGUCAAAACCCUAACGGGACACACCAAUUAUGUCUUCUGCGUCAAUUACAACCCUCAGUCCAACAUGAUCGUGUCCGGCUCGUUCGAUGAGACGGUUAGGAUUUGGGAUGUGAAGACCGGCAAGUGCUUGAAGGUGCUUCCCGCGCAUUCGGACCCUGUGACGGCAGUCAAUUUCAAUCGGGAAGGGACUUUGAUCGUGUCGAGUAGUUACGACGGGUUGUGCCGGAUUUGGGACGCGUCCACCGGGCAUUGUAUGAAGACGUUGAUAGACGACGAGAAUCCACCCGUGAGCUUUGUGAAAUUCUCGCCCAACGGCAAGUUUAUUCUCGUCGGGACUUUAGAUAAUACAUUGAGGCUUUGGAACAUUUCCACUGGUAAAUUUCUGAAGACUUACACUGGCCAUGUUAAUUCAAAGUACUGCAUUUCAUCGGCAUUUUCCAUAACGAAUGGAAAGUAUAUUGUUAGUGGUUCUGAGGAUAAUUGUGUAUACUUGUGGGGACUCCAGACCAGAAAAGUAGUUCAAAAAUUGGAAGGUCACACUGAUACUGUCAUAUCAGUUUCAUGUCACCCCAGUGAGAACAUGAUUGCAUCUGGUGCACUCGGAAAUGACAAAACAGUGAAGAUAUGGGCUCCAGAGGACUGAUUUAUUUAUCCUGUAAACAUUCUGUAACAUGGAUGCAAGCAGCUGUGCUUGGCAACAUUGUGGUGCUAGAGCCUCGAAGAAUAGCAGGGGGGAGAGAUUGACCUGUUUGUAUUUUAAACAUCACUGCUUCACGGAUCCAAGCACCAGUGACCUAAUUUUCCUUUCUUCUGGCUAUAUUUAGCAGCUCAUUUUAAGUUAAUGUAUCCAGGAAUAUUGCAUUUUUUAGAUCAAUGUAAACUAUGUUUCAGUUUC
Molecule: messenger RNA, 1352 nt
Organism: Cornus florida
Lineage: Eukaryota; Viridiplantae; Streptophyta; Magnoliopsida; Cornales; Cornaceae
Product: COMPASS-like H3K4 histone methylase component WDR5A
Exons: 2
Coding region: 162-1100 (312 amino acids)
Biological process (GO): mRNA splicing, via spliceosome
Cellular component (GO): U4/U6 x U5 tri-snRNP complex
Molecular function (GO): protein binding; U6 snRNA binding; U4 snRNA binding
Source: RefSeq, a predicted model, not a curated record